CCGCUCAGGUCGCUUGGUUGCUAGAAAACUGUUGUAUUAAUACGUUUGCGGCACCGGUAUGGCCCUCAGCGCAACAUCACAAGCUAGGCGCCUCGUGCCCGGCUUCGCAACGGGAUUUCGUUGGCUAGCUUCAGCAGCUGCGCCAAUCUCAGCUGCAGCGGCAAACACGCCAAUAAAGGUCAAGCUACUGAUUAACGGCAACUUUGUUGAUUCCGCAACGGAUAAAUGGAUCGGCGUGCAUAACCCGGCAACACAGGAUGUCCUCUCCCACCUGCCCCUCACCACCAAGUCCGAAUUCGACUCGGCGGUGUCGGCUGCUGCAGAAGCAUUCCCGCGUUGGCGCGCCACACCCGUCCCAACUCGUGUGCGCGUCAUGUUCAAGUUUCAGGAGCUAAUCCGCGCCAACAUGGAGGAGCUGGCUCGCAGCAUCACCCUGGAGCAGGGCAAGACGCUCGCGGACGCCCGGGGGGACGUCUUCCGAGGACUGGAGGUGGUUGAGACGGCGUGCGGUAUUGCGCCCUUCCUGACCGGGGAGAUGCUGGAGAACGUGGCGGGCGGCAUCGACUGCUACUCCGUUCGGCAGCCACUCGGGGUGGUGGCCGGCAUCUGUCCCUUCAACUUCCCCGCUAUGGUGCCGCUGUGGAUGUUCCCGCUGGCAGUCACCGCCGGCAACACCUUCCUGCUGAAGCCUAGCGAGCGCGACCCGGGCGCCGCGGUGAUGCUGGCGGACCUGGCGCAGCAGGCGGGGCUGCCCAAGGGCGUGCUCAACAUCGUACACGGCAGCCGUGACGUGGUCAACUGGAUUUGCGACGACCCCACCAUCCGCGCCAUCUCCUUUGUGGGCUCCAACGCGGCGGGCCGCUACAUCUACGCGCGCGGCUGCGCUGCCGGCAAGCGCGUGCAGAGCAACUUGGGCGCCAAGAACCACGCGGUGAUCAUGCCGGAUGCGGACGUGGACUCCACCGUCAAGGCGCUUGCAGGUGCUGCCUUUGGCGCCGCGGGUCAGCGCUGCAUGGCCAUUUCCGCGGCGGUGUUUGUGGGCGGGCUGUCGGAGCGGUGGAGCGGCCCGCUGCUGGAGGCGGCUCGCAGCCUCAAGGUCAACGCGGGCUGGGAGAAGGACGCGGACCUGGGGCCCAUGAUCAGCCCGGAGGCCAAGUCACGCGCCGAGCGGCUGAUCGCCAGCAGUGCGUCCCAGGGCGCCCGGGUACUGCUGGACGGGCGGGGCGUGGUGGUUCCGGGCUACGAGCGGGGCAACUUCCUGGGCCCCACCGUGCUGGCAGGAGUGACUCCGGACAUGGAGUGCUACAAGGAGGAGGUGUUUGGACCCGUGCUGAGCUGCAUGGAUGCUGCGACCCUAGACGAUGCGCUCGCCAUCGUGAACACCAACGAGCACGGCAACGGAACUGCCAUCUUCACUCGCAGCGGCGCAGCAGCCCGGCGCUUCCAGAAUGAGGUGGAUGUGGGUAUGGUGGGCAUCAAUGUGCCCAUCCCCGUUCCGCUGCCCUUCUUCUCCUUCACCGGCUGGCGGGGGUCCUUCGUUGGCGAUCUGCACAUGUACGGCCGCUCGGGAGUUCAGUUCUACACGCAGAGCAAGACGGUCACCGCUAAGUGGCCUGCGGAGGACGUGGCGCAGAUCAGCAGCGGUCCCUCGUUGGCUGGCAAGGCGGCGUGCGGCGGCGGCGCCAGGGAGCGGUUGCCGGGACUGGAUCGAGUGGGUGCUGCUUGAGGAAUGAAGGGGAGGUGUUUGUGGUGAUAAAGGGCGAUGGUGGGUGUUGUAGGCGUGUUGGUGAAGGUACGAAUGACGGGUGAUGGUUGCGGUUGGGCCGUUGCAUGGAGGGAUGUAUGUGUUGAUGAGAGUGUGGAGAUGGGAGGUGUACUUGUACUGUAGAAGGUUGAGUGGGGAUGCAGGGAUUGCGUUAAGUCUGGAAGUGGUCCCCUUGUACAGAGUGUGUAUUGUUUUGAAGGAGAUGUGUAUUAGCCUAGCAGUGGCAGCUGGAUGUAUUGUAAGGCGUUGAGCUGAGGAAGAGUCGCUGCUUAGGUUACAUGUACCAAAGGCGUAUUUUUGGACGCGAACAAGUGGUGGAGCACUGUUGUAGCGACCAAGGAAGACCGGAUUCGGAGCAAGGUACCUGCAUACCAUGGGCAUGUUGGUAGUGGUAGUGUUUAACCAGGUAUGGGCCUCGUAGGGCUGAAGAGUUUCGGAUCCUGUGUCUAUGUGCACCGCAGUACAUAUAGCAUUACAGGGUUAGCAGGUGUUGCUCGCUUCACACGUCCCUUUUGGAGCCCUCGUGUCGGUCAUUGUCUCAUUGGACGUGCAUCAUGUGGGGGUUGGAGGAAUAAAGAAGAGGAUCAGAGGGCGCUAGACUCCUGGAUGCGGCAGGUUAUAACUGUAAGCGUUUUCGCUACAGCUGGUACGGCCAAUACAUGCCGUACCAGCGGUAGCUGUUGGCUUGCAACCCGGCG
Messenger RNA from Astrephomene gubernaculifera, 2463 nucleotides. The record is from the annotation of a GenBank genome assembly. NCBI's taxonomy places the organism in Eukaryota, Viridiplantae, Chlorophyta, Chlorophyceae, Chlamydomonadales, Astrephomenaceae.